AUACAAGUGAAGCCAAACUUAUCGAGCAACCCUCUUAUUGUUUUACAAUAUUACAAUGCCUUUACUGGCGCUAAUGUCAUAGAUAUAAGAUUUCCAGUUUAGUUAAUUUCAAGUCGUGCUCCCAGAUGCAGCUUGAGUUCGGUUUGUUUUGUGUGCUUCUCGCCACCGGAGCUGUGCGAUCAGCCAGCUUGGAAGAUGCCAAAUGUGGUUACAUAAGCGAGGAGGAGCUGCUAAGGCAGAAUAAUUUUGCGGUGCCCACGGAGCAUCAGUGGCUGGCACGCAUAAUGUAUAAAAAUGGACACGAGACCAAGCUGCCAAAUGAUGGAUGUCUCGGCGUGCUCAUAUCCCCGCGUAAUGUUUUGGCCCCCGCCCACUGUUUCCUGCUGUACGAUGGGCGUGCCAAUGCCUACUCUGUGCAGCUGGGCGUAUGGAACAAGACCUCCAAGGCAAACGAGGCUGACUGCGCUACCGAUGGCUACUGCGUAAUGCCUGCCCAGGAAAUACCAAUAGUGGGGGUCGCUAUACAUCCCGAGUACGAUCCAGUUUCGCUGAAGCACAGUCUGGCGGUGCUCACCCUCAAGCGGGAUGCGGGUCGGACAACAAAUGUAAUGCCCGUCUGCAUGCCGCCCUCGUCGUCGUUGCAUGAGACUCUGGUGGGGCAGCUGUUCGUUGUAGCCGGCCUGCCCACCAAUUCUGAGCUCAAGCACAAGACCUGGGUGCAUACCAUCAGUAGACCCUAUUGCCAGGAAAAGCAUGGCACACUCGUUACCAACAACCACACCGUCUGCGGCUAUCAGGAUCGCAUGAAGAUGUAUUACGUGGGCGCACCACUGGUGGGCAUACAGGUGAGCUCGGAUGAGCCGCAAUACUUUUACCUGGUUGGCCUGCUGCUCGACUCCAAAAAGGUGGACGAUAAAGAGCUCAUCGUAGCCAGCUAUUUGGAUUUGCGUCCCUACAUAGAAUUUAUAAAGCGCAAUUCCGAAUUUUAAUUCUGAAUCGGCUGUAUUAAUUAUUCAGUAACCAAACACAGAAUUUGUAUAUAACUAUAUUAUAUUUAUAUUCAUUUGAUUCCAAUUGCUAUUAUGGAAUCCGGAUAUGAUAGUAUUACAAAUUUCACAUGUCGUUUAACUUUGAGAGCUAUAUUUCUAUAGCUGUCAUUUAAAUUUGUAGGUAAAAAGUUGAGCAUAAGCAUUGGACUACUACAUUGUAUAGACUUAAUAGGAGCUUAACGCAUCAACAUCGGAACACAAUCUCAUAAAUUCUCGAAAGAAACUGCCGGAAGGUGAGCUCCUAUGUAUAAAUCGUUCGAAAUUUAAAAAAGGUGUCUAAAAAUUAACUUUAGAAACAAACAAGUUCUUUUAAGUUAAUGAUUCUAGCCAGCGUGUAGCUGAUAUACAUAAUGGGCCCAUAAAGCUUCCAGGCCAAUGCGCACACGGCAAGAACAAGUACAACAAUGUCUAUGCCAGAAUAACAGUCCUCGCCGGGAGAGCACACAUUUAGGCGCCAAAUGGCUCUAUGCAAAGCAGAGGAUGCCAGCACGUUCUGUUCUUCGACGUCGCU
Drosophila novamexicana is the source of this 1560-nucleotide messenger RNA. RefSeq names its product CLIP domain-containing serine protease 2-like. The record is from RefSeq and is a predicted model, not a curated record. Gene Ontology annotation, molecular function: serine-type endopeptidase activity. Lineage: Eukaryota; Metazoa; Arthropoda; Insecta; Diptera; Drosophilidae. Gene Ontology annotation, biological process: proteolysis. The transcript has 2 exons. Bases 126 to 989 code for a protein of 287 amino acids.